GUGCUAACGGAGACGUCUCCAUGAAAGUUGGAGGAGAGAGCGCUCAUCUUAGGGUUGGCGUAUAACUAAAACACUAUAAAUAUGGAUUAGACAAAAAGAGUCAAGUAAGUGAUACUGUAGCCGUUGAUUAAUUGAGUCGUAACCAUUGAUUAAUUAAGUCGUAAUUAAGUCGGAUGGUUGAUACCUACGGAUAGCAAUUUCUUUCUCCAACGGCGGAUUUUGCCGGCCAAUUUCUGCAGAUGACCGUGGACCGGCCAUGGUGGAUUUUGCCGGUCAUCUGCAGACUGCUCGCUUUUCCGGUGGGUCUCGCCAUUACCGCCGUGGAUGGAGGAUUGGAGGUGGAGCAAGCACAUCGGCGGUCUGUGCUCCCCAAGAUUCCACAAUCCCCACCCGCUUGAUGCUUCUCUUCUACUGCGAAGUCGCAAGCCGGCUCCACUGUUGACGACACCAAAAGGCGAUUUCUUCAGGCGGCGGCCACUACCGUCGCAAUCGACCACCUUUCUUGAUGAUGCCGCCACAGGUGAGUCCGGUGAAGGUGAGUGCGUGCGAUGUACACUGUGCUGAUACCAUCGUUACCCCAAAAAAAAGUCGAUUUGAUCCGUGCCCGGUGCCCUUGAGGGGGAGAGGGCAAAAGAUUUCCACGGCGUGUUCGUCCAGGAUAUAUAUAUAUAGAGAGAGAUCGAUGCCAAUCUGUUGCUAGAAGUUACUGGUGUGGUGUUGGGGGUGGUACAAUGCAGCUCUUGUGCUGUUUCUUGGCUCUGCUGUGCGUAGGAGCGGCCAUGGCACGGCGUUGCGAGGGGUGCUUGCGCGAGGAAAGGAAGGCGCUUUUGGACAUCUACGCCGCGUUCUCCGAUGAACUUCUCUCGCCGCCGCCGGGCGGCGGAAGCGGAGAUUGCUGCCGGUGGGAGUGGGUGACCUGCAGCCCCCGCACAGGCCGGGUCAUGGCCCUCGACCUUAGUACUGCAAUUGCACCGCCAGAUUCAGACAACUUCACGGUGCUUCUCAACGCCACUUUGUUCCUUCCACUCCAGGGCCUCUACAGCCUGUGGCUGCCCGACCUUGGCAUAAUUGGAUGCAUGCCUGGUUUCGAAGUAUGGUCAGAUUUACACAAGUUACAAGUUCUUGAUUUAUCUUUGAAUCAGCUGAAUGAUAGUAGUAUCUCAUCCUUGGCUGCUCUUUCAUCCCUACGAUCAUUAUACCUCCAGGGAAACAUUUUAAACCAUGUUGUAACAAUCCAAAAUGAGCUUCAAUUGAGCGAAAUGAAACUUGAUAGUCUUGAUCUGAGAAGCAAUUCGAUCAACGGCAGGUUACCGCUAGAUAUUUGCAAUAUGGAGAAUCUUGAAGAAUUAUAUCUUAAUGACAAUUUUCUAUUUGGAGAGUCUCCACCCUGCAUAGGAAAUCUGACCUCUCUCAGAAUUCUUGAUCUGUCAAACAAUCUAUUAACACUGAGGUUUCCCUUCCUUAGCUUUGCAAAUCUAAAAUCGCUGACCAAACUUUCCCUAUCCAAAAACAAUCUCGAAGGUGUGCUUUCCCUAAGUUCUUUCUCGAAUAAUAGCCAACUGAAAUCCUUGGACCUUUCAGGCAAUAGUAAAAGAUUUCAUGUGCAAACUGAGAGUCCAAUAACCAAUCUGUCAGCUCAGCUUCAUGUCCUGGUACUACCAAACUGUCACCUUAACGGUAAAUCCUCAAUCGUGCCAAGUUUCCUGUUGUACCAACAUGCACUACGCAUCAUUGACAUAUCUAACAAUAAUCUAAGAGGCUAUUUUCCUUCAUGGUUGAUAGAGAACAAUAUUAAUCUGUCAUUCCUAUAUCUGCGUGGUAACUCAUUCCGUGGACCUCUUGCUCUUCCAUUGAAAGUGCACAACACCUUGUUAUGGUUGGAUGCAUCUUGCAACAGAUUAAGGAAUCUACCUAUGGACAUUAACAGCACAUUUCCAAAUUUGUUCCACCUAAACUUAUCAAGGAAUAAUUUCCAUGGUUUUUAUCCUUCUGCCUUUAGGUACAUGAGUAGUCUAUCUCUUUUGGACUUCUCUUACAACAAUAUAACAGAUAACAUAGGAGCUGCGUUGGUUGGAGCUAUGUCCCACAUCUCUGUUUUGAUCCUAUCCGGAAACAGUUUCUAUGGUUCAUUUCCUCGUCACCUAAUAUUACCUUUCAUUAAUCACCUAGUGUUGAAUGAUAAUAACAUCACUGGGAACAUUCCCGAGAAUUUCUGUCAAAGUUUGCAACUGACUGUUCUUGAUGUUAGCAGCAACAAGCUGACUGGUUCUCUUCCUAAUUGCCUAUUCGAACUAUCCGAUCUUGCUGUCUUGAAUUUGAGAGAGAACUAUUUGGUUGGAUCAAUUCCAUCAGGAUUCUGCCAUCUCAUACAACUGGUGUUUCUCGAUGUGUCAAGAAACAACCUUUCUGGUCCACUACAAUGUUUACCCAAUUUGCAGUACCUCCACCUAAGUGAAAAUAGAUUGAAUGGAACAUUCCCUAUUCCAUUGCCUUCAGGAACUGAUACAUGUACGAUAGAUUUGCGAGGAAACCAAUUCAGUGGUAUCAUUCCAAGUGUGAUAAGCAAGGCCUUUACAGGGCUCAAAGUAUUAUUGUUGGGAGGAAAUAUGUUUGAAGGAGUUAUUCCAAAUGAUGUAUGCCACUUAAGGAAUUUGCGUCUGCUAGAUCUGUCCAGUAAUAAGUUUUCUGGGAAGAUACCUUCAUGCUUGAGCCGUAUGGGAUUAGAUGAUGAUCUCAACUACUUUGAAUACACUGACGAAAAUUCUACCAGCCUCGUAACAAAAUAUUUUCCAGGUGAAGAUGAUGUCUUUGAUGCCUCUGAAGGCAUCGAUUUUGUAUAUGAAUUAGACCAAGAAGUAUUCACAACCAAGAGUAGGCAAGGCUACUACAUGGGAAACAUCCUCAACUACAUGUCUGGACUUGAUUUCUCUUCAAACCAGCUGGAAGGAAACAUUCCUGAAAACAUAGGCAGAAUGCAGUGGUUACGGGCACUGAAUCUUUCCAACAAUUUAUUCAGUGGACCAAUCCCAAAGUCCUUAUCAAAUUUAAGCAACCUUGAGAGCUUGGAUCUGUCUCACAACAGCUUAGGCGGCCAAAUACCACCAGAACUACAAGCAUUACAAUCUCUGGAGGUCUUCUCCGUGGCGUACAACAAUCUUUCAGGCCCUACACUGGGUACAAAGGAUCAGUUCAUCACAUUUGGUCAGAGUAGCUAUGAAGGCAACCCAUAUCUCUGUGGUCCACCAUUGCAGAAGAGUUGCUCUGCCAUGCCCACGCAAUCGAUUCCUCAACAUGAACAAGAUGAUGACGGCGAUGAUCAAGCUGGUGAUGUGGUACUGAUUUGCGGCUCAGCAUUGUUCUACGUGAUUGGGCUCUGGACUUCGUUGGCUGUGCUUUACUUCAAGAGAACCUGGCGAGAUGCAUUGUUUCUAGCUGUGGACAGGUUCAGUGAUCUUCUCAUGGUUCGACUUUCCAUAUUAAGCAAGAGGAUCGGCAGCACCAAUUAAAUUUUCCUUUCUUGAUGUCUAAAUAAUUUCUGAUGUAUUCUCACUGAUUACUUAUUACCUAGAUGUUACGCCCCUUCCUAGCUUAAU
Molecule: messenger RNA, 3593 nt
Organism: Oryza brachyantha (malo sina)
Lineage: Eukaryota; Viridiplantae; Streptophyta; Magnoliopsida; Poales; Poaceae
Product: receptor-like protein 9a
Exons: 4
Coding region: 732-3506 (924 amino acids)
Molecular function (GO): protein binding
Source: RefSeq, a predicted model, not a curated record